AUGUUCUUUGUGGCAGGGGCCAAAAACUCAGGAAGAGGAGGAGGUGGUGGCGGGGGGAAUGAAAGAAGGUCCAUUUAUCAAAAGUUCCGGGAUGUGGAUAUAUUGGACAAGAAGAACACAGAGACUGCUCUGAAGCCCGGAGAGGACCGGGCCAUUCUCCUGGGGUUAGGAAUGAUCUUGUCGUCGGUAAUGAUGUAUUUUGUUUUGGGGAUAACUCUAUUGCGCUCUUAUGCAGACAGUGUGUGGACAGAGGAAGGUGUGUGUCUGGUACUUAACUCCACGGUGACGGCGGACGUGAACUGCUCCUACAGCUGUGGCUCUGACUGUUGGAGAGUGUCCAAGUACCCCUGUCUAAAGGUGUACGUCAACAUCAACAGCACAGGCCGCAUCAGCCGCCUGUCCCACAAUGAGGAGACUCAGGACGCCAGCUCUGAGUGCUUCUAUGUGCCGCGGUGCCAGAGGGACAGUUUGGCCAUGCACUCCAUGAUCAUGAACAUUUCAGAGCGUCUUAAAGUGAACCAGCAGGUCCCUUGUUUCUACGACCCUCUGGAUCAGCAGGAGGCAGUGCUGCUGUCACGACUGUAUAAUCACACUGCGAUCUUCCAUACCCUGCUCUGGCCCUCAUGCAUGCUCACUGGAGGGGUGCUCAUCAUCCUCAUGGUCAAGCUCACACAGUACCUCUCCAGACUCUGUGAUGAGAUUGGAAAAAUCAAGAGUGCCCACCACAACAACGCUCUGGUCGGACGGGCCACUGUGGAGGACGGGCCACUGUGGAGGACGGGCCACUGUGGAGGAGGACGGGCCACUGUGGAGGAGGACGGGCCACUGUGGAGGACGGGCCACUGUGGAGGAGGACGGGCCACUGUGGAGGAGGACGGGCCACUGUGGAGGAGGACGGGCCACUGUGGAGGACGGGCCACUGUGGAGGAGGACGGGCCACUGUGGAGGACGGGCCACUGUGGAGGAGGACGGGCCACUGUGGAGGAGGACGGGCCACUGUGGAGGACGGGCCACUGUGGAGGAGGACGGGCCACUGUGGAGGACGGGCCACUGUGGAGGAGGGGCCACUGUGUGGAGGAGGACGGGCCACUGUGGAGGACGGGCCACUGUGGAGGAGGACGGGCCACUGUGGAGGAGGACGGGCCACUGUGGAGGAGGGGGCGGGCCACUGUGGAGGAGGAGGGGCCACUGUGGAGGAGGAGGGGCCACUGUGGAGGAGGGGCCACUGUGGAGGAGGGGCCACUGUGUGGAGGAGGACGGGCCACUGUGGAGGAGGACGGGCCACUGUGGAGGAGGACGGGCCACUGUGGAGGAGGACGGGCCACUGUGGAGGAGGAGGACGGGCCACUGUGGAGGAGGAGGACGGGCCACUGUGGAGGAGGGGGCGGGCCGAGUUAG
Molecule: messenger RNA, 1398 nt
Organism: Knipowitschia caucasica
Lineage: Eukaryota; Metazoa; Chordata; Actinopteri; Gobiiformes; Gobiidae
Source: the annotation of a GenBank genome assembly